Molecule: messenger RNA, 5279 nt
Organism: Equus quagga
Lineage: Eukaryota; Metazoa; Chordata; Mammalia; Perissodactyla; Equidae
Gene: ADAMTSL3
Product: ADAMTS like 3
Exons: 28
Coding region: 383-5251 (1622 amino acids)
Biological process (GO): extracellular matrix organization
Cellular component (GO): extracellular matrix
Molecular function (GO): metalloendopeptidase activity
Source: RefSeq, a predicted model, not a curated record
CCCGCUCUCCCGCACCCCGGGGCCCCCUGCUCGGGCCGAGGGCGCGGGGCGGGCGCCGGGCGCGCUGUGCACUUGCCGGGCGGUGCAGGUGGCGGCGCGCGCCCUCCGCCUCUGGGUCUGGGCCAGCGCUGCGCUCCGCGCGCCCGGAGGGGCGGGAGAGGCGGGGCGGCCCCCGUCCCAGCCCCAUUUAACUUCGCGGCGGCGGCGGCGCCGCGGGCUGGAGGCCGGCGUCGGGGAAGGUCCUACUCUCGGAUUCCGCACGAGGUGUGGACGCGGCCGUCUCUGUUGCCCCUCUCCAGCGCGCGCCUAACCCGCGCGUCUUGGACCGCACGUCCCGGACGCUCCUGCGGCGCAAGGUGAGACCCCCAGCAUCCGGGACCCCAUGGCUUCCUGGAAGAGCCCCUGCUGGCUGCUGAUGUGGAUGGUCUUCACGCACUCUGCCCUUCUGCAGAUCACAGCAGAGAAGUCUCCUGGAGCCUAUUUCCUUCCUGAGUUCGCGCUCUCCCCUCAGGGAAGUUUUCUGGAAGAUACAACAGGCGAGCAGUUUCUCACCUAUCGCUAUGAUGACCAGACCUCCAGAAACACUCGUUCAGAGGAAGAGAAAGAUGGCAAUUGGGAUGCCUGGGGAGACUGGAGCGACUGCUCCCGGACGUGCGGGGGCGGAGCGUCAUACUCUCUGCGGAGAUGUCUGACUGGGAGGAAUUGUGAAGGGCAGAACAUUCGAUAUAAGACAUGCAGCAAUCAUGACUGCCCUCCGGAUGCAGAGGACUUCAGAGCCCAGCAGUGCUCCGCGUACAAUGAUGUCCAGUAUCAGGGGCGCUAUUACGAAUGGCUUCCACAGUAUAAUGAUCCUGCUGCCCCCUGCGCGCUCAAGUGUCAUGCCCGGGGUCAGAACUUGGUGGUGGAGCUGGCUCCCAAGGUACUGGAUGGAACUCGUUGCAAUGCUGACUCCCUGGACAUGUGUAUCAGUGGCAUUUGUCAGGCUGUGGGCUGCGACAGGCAGCUGGGAAGUAACGCCAAGGAGGACAACUGUGGUGUCUGUGCUGGCGACGGCUCCACCUGCAGGCUCGUGCGGGGACAAUCAAAGUCCCAGGUUUCUCCUGAAAAAAGGGAAGAAAAUGCAAUCGCUGUCCCUUUGGGGAGUCGAAGUGUGAGAAUUACGGUGAAAGGACCCGCACAUCUCUUUAUUGAAUCAAAAACACUUCAAGGAAACAAAGGAGAACACAGCUUUAACAGCCCUGGAGUUUUUGUUGUAGAAAACACAACAGUGGAAUUUCAGAAGGGCUCAGAGAGGCAGACCUUCAAGAUUGCAGGGCCUCUGAUGGCCGAUUUCAUCUUCAAGACCAGGUACACUGUGGCCAAGGACAGCGUGGUCCAGUUCUUCUUUUACCAGCCCAUCAGCCAUCAGUGGAGACAAACGGACUUCUUCCCCUGCACUGUGACCUGUGGCGGAGGGUAUCAGCUCAAUUCUGCUGAAUGUGUGGAUAUCCGCUUGAAGAGGGUGGUCCCUGACCAUUAUUGCCACUACUACCCUGAAAACGUCAAACCAAAACCCAAACUGAAGGAGUGCAGCAUGGAUCCGUGCCCGUCCAGCGAUGGAUUUAAAGAGAUCAUGCCCUAUGACCACUUCCAACCGCUCCCUCGCUGGGAACAUAAUCCUUGGACUGCGUGUUCUGUGUCCUGUGGAGGCGGCAUUCAGAGGCGGAGCUUCGUGUGUGUCGAGGAGUCCAUGCAUGGCGAGAUACUGCAGGUGGAAGAAUGGAAGUGCAUGUACGCACCCAAACCCAAGGUGCUGCAAACUUGCAACCUGUUCGAUUGCCCCAAGUGGGUCGCCAUGGAGUGGUCUCAGUGCACAGUGACUUGUGGCCGAGGCUUACGUUACCGGGUUGUUCUGUGUAUCAACCACCGUGGUCAGCACGUUGGCGGCUGCAAUCCUCAACUCAAGUUACACAUCAAAGAAGAGUGUAUCAUUCCCAUCCCGUGUUAUAAACCAAAAGAAAAAAGUCCAGUGGAAGCUAAAUUACCUUGGCUGAAACAAGCACAAGAACUAGAAGAGACCAGAAUAGCAACAGAAGAACCAACGUUCAUCCCGGAGCCCUGGUCGGCCUGCAGUGCCACGUGUGGGCUGGGGGUUCAGGUCCGGGAGGUGAAGUGCCGGGUGCUCCUGACGUUCACGCAGACGGUGACCGAGCUGCCGGAGGAUGAGUGCGAGGGCCCCCCGCCGCCUGCUGAGCGGCCCUGCCUCCUGGGAGCCUGCGAGGAGGGCCCUGCCUCCCGCGAGCUGCACGUCUCUCUCCCCGAGAAGGACAGCGAGAUGAUUUAUGACUGGGAGUACGCUGGGUUCACCCCCUGCACGGCGACAUGUCUGGGAGGCCAUCAAGAAGCUAUAGCAGUGUGCUUACACAUCCAGACUCAGCAGACAGUCAAUGACACCUUAUGCAACAUGGUCCACCGUCCUCCAGCGAUGAGCCAGGCUUGUAACACAGAACCCUGCCCGCCCAGGUGGCACACGGGCUCUUGGGGACCCUGCUCAGCUACCUGUGGUGUUGGAAUCCAGACCCGAGAUGUAUACUGCCUACACCCCGGGGAGUCCCCCGCCCCUGCUGAGGAAUGUAGAGAUGAAAAGCCCCAUGCCUUGCAAGCAUGCAAUCAGUUUGAUUGCCCUCCAAGCUGGCAUAUUGAAGAAUGGCAGCAGUGUUCCAGGACUUGUGGUGGGGGAACUCAGAAUCGGAGAGUCACCUGUCGGCAGCUGUUGACAGAUGGCAGCUUUUUGAAUCUCUCAGAUGAGUUGUGCCAAGGACCCAAGGCAUCUUCUCAUAAGUCCUGUGCCAGAACAGACUGUCCUCCACAUUUAACCACGGGAGACUGGUCGAAGUGUUCUGUCAGUUGUGGUGUUGGAACCCAGCGAAGAAAGCAGGUGUGUCAAAGGCUGACAGCCAAGGGCCGGCGCGCCCCCCUCAGCGAGAUGACGUGCAGACACCUUCCGCGGCCCCCUCUUGUAAGAUCUUGCCAGAUGCCUGUGUGCAGUGAAAUGAGACCAGAGACGAAGCUGAAGCUUGGUGAGCAGGGUCCUCGAAUCCUCGGGGUCCAGAGGGUCUACAUUCAGACGCGGGAAGAGAAGCGCAUUAACCUGACCGUCGGCAGCCGAGCCUAUUUGCUGCCCAACACCUCCGUGAUUAUUAAGUGCCCAGUGCGACGAUUCCAGAAAUCUCUGAUCCAGUGGGAGAAGGAUGGCCGUUGUCUGCAGAACUCCAAGGGCCUCGGCAUCACCAAGGCAGGCUCGCUAAAAAUCCACAGUCUCGCGGCCCCGGACAUCGGCAUGUACCGGUGCAUCGCGGGCUCUGCACAAGAGACAGUUGUCCUCAAGCUCAUCGGCACCGACAACCGGCUCAUUGCACCCCCAGCCCUCAGGGAGCGCCUGGGGGAACGUCCUGGGAUGGACCACAAUGAGGCCAAUAGUUGGGGAGCUGCAUGGCAUAAAAUGAGGCAAAUGUGGAGUACCAAAAAUGAGCUUUAUCUGGACGACGGGCAAGUGAAUAAGCAGCCUUUCUUGAGAGCUCUGCUGGGCCCCUGCAGCAGCUCUGCAGGAAACACCAACUCCUGGGAGCUUAAGAAUAAGCAGUUCGAAGCCGCUGUCAAGCAAGGAGCGUACAGUGUGGACGUGGCCCAGUUUGAUGAACUGAUCAGAAACAUGAGUCAGCUCAUGGAAACCGGGGAGGUUAGUGACGACCUGGCGUCCCAGGUGAUCUACCAGCUGGUGGCCGAGUUAGCCAAGACGCAGCUGGCACACACGCAGUGGAGGGGCAUCCGGGAAGAGGAGCUCCCUGCAGCUCAGCUAAGGGGGGAAACAGGAAGUGUGCCCCAAAGCUCAAAUGCGAGAAACUCAGGCAAGCUGACUUUCAAGCCAAAGGGCCCCGUUCUCGUGAGGCAAAGCCAACCCACCUCGAUUUCCUUUAAUAAAACAGUAAAUUCAAGGAUUGGAAACACAGUGUACAUUACGAAAAGGACCGAGGUCGUGAAUAUACUGUGUGAGCUUCUUACCCCCAGUGAGGCCACAUAUACCUGGACCAAGGAUGGAGCGUUGUUACAACCCUCGGAAAAAAUAAUUUUGGAUGGAAUGGGGAAAAUACGGAUACAGAAGCCUACGAAGGAAGAGGAAGGGGUAUACGGAUGCUCCGUGGCUAAUCCUCUCGGCUCUGAUGUGGAAAGCUCUUCCGUGCUGUAUGCAGAGGCGCCCGUCAUCUUGGCUGUUGAAAGAAACAUCACCAGACCCGAGAGCAGCCAUCUGUCCGCUGUGGUCGGAGGCAUCGUGGAGGCAGCCCUGGAGGCAAACGUGACAAUCCGGUGUCCUGUAAAAGGUGUCCCUCAGCCUAAUAUAACUUGGGUGAAGAGAGGAGGAUCUCUGAGUGACAAUAUUUCCUUGCUUUUCAAUGGAUCCCUGUUGUUGCAGAAUGUUUCCCUUGAAAAUGAAGGAACCUAUGUCUGCACAGCCACCAAUGCUCUUGGAAAGUCAAUGGCAACAUCUGUGCUCCGCUUGCUGGAACAAAGAUGGUCAGACAAUAAAACUGUAUUUCCCAAGGACCAUAAAAAGCAUGUUCUCCGGGCAUCCAACACUGGAACCAAAAGCAAUGACCCAACAGGAGGACCCCUACUUCCAGAGCCUGUCUGGGAGCUUGGUAACUGGACACGGUGUUCUGCCACCUGUGGCCACCUGGGAGCCCGCAUCCAGAGACCCCGGUGUGUGAUGGUCGAUGGGCAGGCAGUGAGCGAGGCCCUUUGUGAUCCCCUCCAGAAGCCGCUGGCCGGGUUUCAACCCUGUAACGUCCGGGACUGCCCCUCGAGGUGGUCCACGAGCGCGUGGUCCGAGUGCUCUGUGUCUUGCGGUGAAGGAUCCCGCAGUCGGCAAGUGACCUGCAAGCGCACAAGAGCCAACGGGACUGUGCAGGUGGUGUCUCCACGAGCAUGUGCCCCCAGGGACAGGCCUCGGGGGAGGAGAGCGUGCACCAGUCCGCCGUGCGUUCAGUCGCCCGCUGGACCAGGGGACCAGUGUCCCGGACGCUGCCUGGGCCGUGCUGGGAGGACGCAGCGCCAUCUCGUCGUCUGUCAGCACCACAACGGCUCUGACUCCAGCUGUGAGGACAGGAGGUACUGGCUCCGCCCUAGGGCAGCACACAGCUCUCCUACCUCGGUCCCCGCCCAGGACUGCGCGGAAGUAGAAUUACUCUAUCUGUCCACCACCUCGCGUAAUUGACAAUUCCUAGGAAAUUAUGGUUUCUUAU